AUGGCGAGCUUUUCACUAUCGUCCCCCGUUCUCAUUGAUGAAUUCUCCUAUAUUUCACCACCAUCAGCCAGAGCAUUCGAAGAAGAAUUCGUCGGGAUACUUCCUCCAGGAAAAGAUAUCCAGUCAUCUAGGGGAAUAAUACAUUAUUAUGAUUUCAAUCCUGAAGCCUCACCGACUGCAAAAAGAGUUCUCUUGAUUCAUGGUAUCGGAACAUGCGCUAUCGGUAUGGCACCACUUGCCCAUCGCCUCACAGUAUCUGGAUCACAUGUUGUUAUCUAUGAUCUAUGGGGACAUGGUAAUUCUUCUACUCCGCUAGAAACACAUACCCCGGCGUUGAUGCAUGAGCAAAUCUUUGAGCUUCUCUCACAUUUGAGAUGGAGCACAAUGCAUAUCAUAGGGUUUAGCUUGGGAGGGAGCAUUCUUGCCACGUUCACGGCGAUACAUCCGCAUAUCGUGGAGAGUGCAACAAUCAUAGCUGGAGCAGGGCUUUGGAGAAAAAGGGGAAGUGGUUGGUGGAGUAAGUUGCGGCGCGAUGGAGAAUGGAUAUUAGAUGACUGUAGUGAAUACACUAUAAUUGAUGAGCUCGAAGGAAAUGAUCCAUCCAAGGAAGGUUGGAAAGAAAGAUUAAAGCACGGAAAAGUCGAAUCCGAACCAAUAGAAAUAUGGGAGAGAGAAAAUCAUGCUGGCCAUAAAGCGAGUGUGGUUAGCAUUUUCAGAUAUGGGAAUGUUUUCGAUCAACAUGAAUCGUAUCGUAAAUUGACGAAUAACAAUCUUAAGAUUCUGGUGAUUGUAGGAGAAACCGAUAGUGUGUUUCCAUCGGAAUUUGUGAAGAGUGAAUUAGAUGCUCUGGGUUGGAAGAAAGAUGUUAAGCUGGUGGACGGGGCGGGUCAUGGUAUUGUUAGAACGCAUCCGGAGGAAGUAGCGGGUCUUAUUGAAGCAUUUUGGGAGGAGCGAGAAGUGAGAAGUGAGAAGUGAGAGUGAGAAGUGAGAAGUGAGUAG
Messenger RNA from Sclerotinia trifoliorum, 999 nucleotides. The record is from the annotation of a GenBank genome assembly. NCBI's taxonomy places the organism in Eukaryota, Fungi, Ascomycota, Leotiomycetes, Helotiales, Sclerotiniaceae.